UUCUUUACAGCGUUUGGGAAGGCAUAAAAAAUUCAGUCAGCGCCAUGUGUAGCAUUACUAUGACACACACUUAACAAUUCAGUUCAGAAAAUGCCUAAACAAAUGGACCUAAACCACCUGUGAAGGAAGUCUGCAUCAUACUCCUAUGCCAGCCUUAUUCAAAUUUGUUAUGCCCCAACCCCUGUUUAAACCUAACCAAAGGACCACCCACGGAAACCCAAAACAAAGUAAGCCAAGAAGAAUCAUUUUUUCUUCCUAAGCUUGAUACCCCCAUCUCCAAGGUAAGAAAAACCUAUACCUUAAACCCCCACAUUUGAUCCAUGAAUCUUGAAUUUCUUUGAAGAUGGUACAAAGAAAGGUACCCAUCAAGUUUGGAGCCCAAGCUGAUUAUGGCAAAUCCAAGAAGCGGUUGGGGAACCUCAAGCCAUUGUCUUAUCAGCACCAGGAUGGCAAGAUCAGAGGACCAGAUAAGAAGAAGCAAAUGAAAAGGUCUAGAUCAAUCAAGCUUUCAGAUAUUGAGAGCUUCAAUUCAUCAACUUUGAGGAAAACCAUGUCCCAGCCUGGAAAGAUGCCACCUCACAAUGCUUCAACGACUGCUGCAACCCCACAGAAGCAGCAUCUAAUGCUUAAAACGACUGGUGGAUCGCCAAAUUACAUGAAGGCUACUAGCAGUUCGGAGGCAAGAAAGGAGCGUUCUCAGGUGAGUUCCUUGAAUACUCCAACUGCUUCGGAUGCUAAGAAACCAGGUCGAAGAAACUCGGGCAAUUCAAAACUUAGUUCUGCUUCUAGUAAUACACCAACUAGAACGUUAACUAAGUCAUCUAGUUUGAAGUUGGUGAGGACUUUAACAAAGACUCCCAGUUUUAAGCCAGCGAGAAGUGCUGCAAAAAAAUGUUCCAGGGUAGCUCUAUGUGCAGAUAUGGAUGUACAUAAAGCUACCUGCUCUUCAACCCUGAAGGACUCGACGUUUCCUGAAUAUCUCAUGCUCAAUCCUGGGGGUACUGAGGCGGAGGGAACUUCUGUCCUAAAGGUCUGUCCGUACACCUACUGCUCUCUUAAUGGUCAUCAUCACGCUCCUUUGCCUCCCUUAAAGUACUUCUUGAAGGCGAGAAGGCGUACACUGAAGGCCGAAAAGAAAGAAAGAAUGGAGGUUUUAUCCCCACGUAGAGCUAAGGCAGUUGGUGACCGAAUAGAAGUUCUUAGUAGUCAACCACUUAUUUUCUCCAAUGACAAACCACCACAUGAGGAAGCAGAUUUCAUGUACUCUACAAAAAUUCCAAUGGUAAAGGAAGUGGACGUGGAUUUCUUUGUUGAAAUCUAUGCCAAAAUUACAGCUGUUGGACCUGAAGCAACUGAAAAGCACACAGGGGAGGAUGAUGAGGGAACCAUCGGUUUUGGAGAACCCAGCAAACGGGACAGCAAGUGCUCUUUUCAUGGUGGCGAGGCAGCUGAACAAGACAACGUAAAGCAAGUUGAUGAGAACUUGUCGGAUUCAUCAUCACACCUGGAGACUGAUUUCGAGGAAAUCUGUGGACAAAACAAUUAUAUCCAUCCGGCUGAGAUUUGGACGACGCAUGACUUUCUUGAAGAAAAAGCAGAAAAUGUGGAUGGAGCCUACCCACCCAUUUUGUCUCAAGAAGCAAGAAAAGAAUGGUGUGGCAGUGAGAGUGGCAGUGAGAUUAGCAUUGAAGAGGAAUGCCAAGCAAGCAUGAAGGAAGAUGACAGCAUUUCUGACGCUAGAGAUAUGGAGUGGGAGGAGGGACAAAUUUCCACCUCUGGGUUUGACACAGAAGCUCAUUAUUUGGACAAGUCUGACAAAGAAUCUAGUGUCAGUGUUGAGUGCCUGGACAUCAAGAAGUUUAAUUUGACAGACGAACCUGAGAUUGUUAGAUCAGAUGACAUAAUUAGCAACUGCACAGAGGAGAUUCUAGCCGAUGAGGUAUUGCAAGAACUCUUUGAAGAAGAAACGGCCUAUUUCGACACACAUUGCAUUGAUGGUGAUUCCGAAAGUGAAGGUUUGCUGCAAACUUGGGAGAUUGAAACUACCCAAGUGGAUGGUGAUUUAGCUUAUGACGACCAACUUUCUUCCAUUGAAUAUGCAUUUGAGGAACCAACAGUGGAAAAGAAUAGUGAAGAUGCUAAGAAAGAUUUGACUUGUGCCGUGACUGCUUCAGCUUCAAUGGAGGAGCCAAUUGUGGAAUCAGCAGCAGUCAAUGAGAAUAAUCAGGAGGAUGGAGUAUGUGAUACAGAGCAUAAUAUCUUUGAAAAGAAUCCUCAACGCAGGGAUGCUGAAAAUGAUUGCAGUACCAACAUAACAACUGAAGCGCUGAAUGUUUACCAAGGAGAUAAAUCACUUCAAGCUGAAGACGCCACUGAGUUGCUUCAAGGUCAAAUUUCAUCUUCUCAGAGUUUGGAUGAGAAUGAGAUAGGCAACGCUGAAACAAAUGAAGGCCAGAAGUCCAAGGAGACAGAAAGUGAUCAAAAUUUGGCAAUCAGUGCUUCUGCCAUAAAAGAACAAGAACAAGUUGUCAAUGCCGAACUGUCCUUGGGUAUUCAAAUUUCUGAUUCAUCUCAGAGUUACUCUACAGCUGAUCAAGAUGAUUCUGAGGACAAUGACAACCAAAAUCAGAUAAUUGCUGAAGCUUACCAGCUUGAUGAAAUUGCUGAAGACAGCAGUUCAAGUCAAAAGCUUCCCGAUCAAAACUGUCCAGGUAAGGACGGCCAGAAUGAGAACCAGCACUUAUUUGGGAAACAUCAAGGUGGGGCUAACAAGUUCAAAAUACAAACUUCCAUGGACUAUGAUGAGCAGACUGAUUCAAGGAUACAUCAAAUCAGUUCAGCCAGACACAUUACAGGGGAAGUUGAGAAGAUGGAAGUGGAAGUUUGCAAGCAGUCAGAUAUAGCAGAAACAUUGUUCACAACCAAUAAUGGAAUCAAUGCAGGAUCAGGUAGCAAAUUCCUUCACAAAGGAAACAAUUUCAGCCAAGAACUUGCCAGUACCUUUAACAACAGGAAAUGGACGAUCAAAUGCAAGAAACCCAUCAUGGACAAGGAGGAAGAGCGGAAAUUCAACCCAACAGAACCAAAUUUCCUUCCUGUUGUUCCUGACCCAGAGACAGAGAAGGUUGAUCUCAGGCAUCAGGACAUGGAUGACAGGAAAAAUGCUGAGGAAUGGAUGCUUGAUUAUGCACUCCGACAAGCUGUCACCAAACUUGCUCCAGCUAGGAAGAGGAAGGUGGCACUACUUGUUGAAGCUUUUGAAAAAGUCUUGCCUAUACCCAAAUAUGAAACUCAUAUCAGGCACGCAUCAUCAGCAACCUUUGCUCACACAAUUCCAAUUCAAGCUUGUAGCUGAUGGCACUUUCAGAGGUGAUGAUGAAAAGAGUUGCUUAGGUACAAUCUACCUGCAAUAAUUUGUUGGCCAAGGGACUAUUAUCAUAGUUACCAAGGCUCCAGAUUUAGGAGAAAACUACUGAUUAUAUAGAGCAACUAACAUCUUCUUCGGCUUAUACUAAGAACUGAAGAAAACACUUGGGGUGGUGGCUGAAAGGAGGUUCAAGUCUAGAUGCAUGCAGUAAUUGUUUCUCCUGAGCUUAUUGGUUGAAAUGCGAAUGAAUACUUUCUAGCUCAAUAAUAUGUGUUAAAUAGCAAAAUAUCAUAUAUGUUGUUGAGUUCUUUGUUGUUGUAAGAGGGAACUUUACCUCCGAUUGGUGUUAAUUUACUAUUGUUAUUCUCUGUUUGAUACUUA
Hevea brasiliensis (rubber tree) is the source of this 3748-nucleotide messenger RNA. RefSeq names its product calmodulin binding protein PICBP. NCBI's taxonomy places the organism in Eukaryota, Viridiplantae, Streptophyta, Magnoliopsida, Malpighiales, Euphorbiaceae. Bases 344 to 3355 code for a protein of 1003 amino acids. Gene Ontology annotation, molecular function: calmodulin binding. The record is from RefSeq and is a predicted model, not a curated record. The transcript has 2 exons.